AUGUUCCUCUACCACAGCAUGCUGUUUCUUAUCCUUUUUCUCUGGAACCGGGCCGUUUGUAUUGCUCACAACCACAGCCGUCUAUCUGCUCUGAGCGAAAACCUGCUCGACAACCAAACACUUUUAAAGCCUCUAGCUGCGGACGCAACCACCGGCGUGGAACAAAGAGAUGGAGCGAGGGGCCAUCCUGCUUUUUUAGGAAACCUAGGGAGAGGUGCGGCAAUAUUGGCUGUUAAAGGAUACUUGCUGCAACAGCCCCGCCCGGAAACCGCUUUCAAAGUUCUACGCAUCGGAAAGGGUCAGGACAAGCUCCCAGCCGAUAAGAGAUCGAAGAUCUGGAUCGAGUAUGCACGGGACUACAAAAAGUCUGACGAUGAGGAGGGCUGGUACAAGCCAGAAAAGGUUUUUACCUUGCUGAUAAAAACCCAUCCGGUAGACGACGUGUUGGAUUGGUUCCAAGCAGUUGGUAUGCGUAAAGAUGCUGACGAGUUACGUGAUAUUCUAUCGAAAGACGACUUCCCAGCCUUGCGCAAGUCGAUGAAUCAGCAGUGGCUGGACUUGGGAACGAGUCCUGAGGUAGUUUUCAAGCUUCUGGGCGUCGGCAAUAAGCCUAUUCUGCUGGACCCGAAUGCCUCUCACUGGAUCCUGUACUGUGGUCAGUUCAGGCAAAAGUACGGCGAUGACGCUUUUUCGGUCAAGGAGAUAGUGCGAUGUUUGCUGGGGACGGAAAAUGUCCACAAAUCAUUGUUCUACGGAGCGUAUCUCCAGUUGGUCGGGCAUCGGUAUCCGACGCUGAGGCUUCUCACCAGCAAGAUGCGGGACGCAUUGUACGAGCAAUUGGUCAAGGUGGAGAAUAUGUCGCCUCUGUUGGCCUAUCGUUUCCUGCGGUGGCAAAUCGGAACGGACGUGUUGAAGCUACCUAGGUCGGAUCGACAUUUCCGUGCUGUGAGAGACUAUACGUUGAAAUAUGCAAGCCGCAUCGACAGUCUUGAAGAAGCGAUGGCGGAAUACGUCUUUGAUCACCUGACCCCAUCACAAAUGUACAAGUACUUGGAAUCGAUUAGCACUAAUCGUACCUAG
Molecule: messenger RNA, 1080 nt
Organism: Peronospora matthiolae
Lineage: Eukaryota; Oomycota; Peronosporomycetes; Peronosporales; Peronosporaceae
Source: the annotation of a GenBank genome assembly